Molecule: messenger RNA, 2769 nt
Organism: Diospyros lotus (date-plum)
Lineage: Eukaryota; Viridiplantae; Streptophyta; Magnoliopsida; Ericales; Ebenaceae
Product: protein CNGC15b
Exons: 7
Coding region: 541-2619 (692 amino acids)
Biological process (GO): transmembrane transport; potassium ion transport
Cellular component (GO): membrane
Molecular function (GO): voltage-gated potassium channel activity
Source: RefSeq, a predicted model, not a curated record
UGGUUUCCAUUAAUUUCUUCUUCUUCUUCUUCUUCUAAUCUAACGUAACUGGUACAGAAUCUGUUUAUUAUUAUUAGCUAGUGUUGAUCUUCCUUCGUCGUCAACCACCAUUGAAGAGAAGAUUUCCUCACUCCCAUAGCGUACGUUUUUAACAAGAAAUUAAGAAAGGGAACGAGGAGAUAGAAAAUGGCGAAGAAUUGGUCACAUGUCUGACCCUCUCUCUCUCUCUCUCUACUUUUGGUCCACAAACGAGGAGAGAAGAAGAGUCUUCCAUUCCAUUCAACAAGACUUCUUCAUUGCCAGGUUUCUUUUAUAUAUAUAUAUAUCUCUACUCCUUUCUUCACAUGAUUCCUGCCUGCUGAAGCAAGCGUUAGAAGAAGAUCCCAUUUUGUCUUCUGCCUCUCCACUCCCCGCCGUCACAUUCCGGAGAUUCAUGCCCUGAAAUUAAUUCACACACACACUUCCCCUUCCUCUUCCGCCGCUCAAAUCCGAAUCCUCUGCCUGCCGGUUACACCACUCCCAGAUUUUUAGUCAACUCCAAUGGCUUACAGUAAAUCAAGAUCCGUCAGAUUCCGAGACGAUGUCGAACUGACGAAACAGCCGAAAAUCUAUGGAGACACGACUCAUAAGGUGAAAUACAACAUCGACCGAAAGCAAAUUCCGGCGACUGAGGGAGCGGGAACGUCGCUGAAAUUUAAGGUGGUAUCGAGAGUUUUCUCGGAGGAUUACGAAAGAGUGAAGAGAAAGAUUCUUGAUCCUCGUGGACCAACGAUUCAUCGAUGGAACAAGAUCUUCCUAGUCGCCUGCCUGGUUUCUCUGUUCGUCGAUCCUCUGUUCUUCUACUUGCCGGAGGUCAAACACGAUUACUGCAUUCAUAUUGACGCCGCUCUCGAAGUCAUCCUCACAACCGUGAGAUCGAUCGCCGAUGUCUUCUACAUAAUUCAGAUUUUCCUCCGAUUCCGCACGGCUUUCGUGGCGCCUUCCUCUAGGGUUUUCGGGAGAGGCGAGCUGGUGAUAGACUCGAAGAAGAUUGCGUUAAGGUACCUGAGGAGCGGCUUCUGGAUUGAUUUCGUUUCCGCCCUGCCGCUUCCACAGGUACUGAUUUGGCUGAUCAUCCCGAACCUGAGCGGCUCGGCAAUGGCGAACACGAAGAACGUGCUUCGAUUCAUCAUCAUCUUCCAGUACCUGCCGAGGCUGUUCCUCAUAUUUCCUCUGUCAGCGCAGAUUGUGAAAGCUAAUGGCGUCGUCACUGAAACGGCAUGGGCCGGCGCCGCUUAUAACUUGAUGCUCUUUAUGCUGGCAAGCCAUGUCUUAGGAGCUUGCUGGUACCUGCUAGCAAUUGAGAGGCAAGAAGCGUGCUGGAGAAUGGCCUGCAAUGCAGAGGGGGGCAUAUCCUGCAAAUCCAGCUUCUUUGAUUGCCACGGGGUGGGUGAUCCUGAAAGAGUUGCCUGGUUCAAUAAAAGCAACAUCGCCACAAAAUGUGACCCAAAAUCCAACUAUUAUCCAUUCGGUAUUUACGAGGAUGCAGUGACUUCAUCUCUCAUAUUCUCCAACUUCUUCGACAAGUACUUCUAUUGCCUAUGGUGGGGCCUCAAGAACCUCAGCUGCCUGGGCCAGAAUCUCUCCACGAGCACCUAUGUCGGCGAGAUAUGCUUCGCCAUCAUCGUUGCGAUUCUGGGAUUGGUUCUCUUCGCAUUGCUCAUUGGAAAUAUGCAAACAUACCUGCAAUCGACCACAGUUCGGUUGGAGGAGUGGAGGAUCAAGAGGACCGACACAGAACAGUGGAUGCAUCACCGGCAGCUUCCGCCGGAGCUCAGGCAGGCCGUGACGAAAUACGAUCAGUACAAGUGGGUGGCCACUCGUGGUGUCGACGAAGAAGCUGUUCUCGACGGCCUGCCGGUGGAUCUCCGGCGAGACAUCAAGCGCCACCUCUGCCUCGCACUUGUCCGCCGCGUGCCGUUGUUCGAUCAAAUGGACGAAAGAAUGCUAGACGCCAUAUGCGAGAGGCUAAAGCCAGCCUUGUCCACAGAGGGCAGGUGCCUGGUGCGAGAAGGUGAUCCCGUGAGCGAAAUGCUCUUCAUAAUCCGAGGCAACCUCGAUUCCUACACCACCAACGGCGGCCGUACGGGCUUCUUCAACUCCUGCCGGAUCGGUCCCGGCGACUUCUGCGGCGAGGAGCUGCUGACGUGGGCGCUGGACCCGCGGCCAGGUGUCAUCCUCCCGUCGUCCACUCGCACCGUCAAGGCCAUCUCGGAAGUGGAGGCGUUUGCUCUCCGAGCCGAGGACUUGAAGUUCGUGGCGUCUCAAUUCCGGCGGCUGCACAGCAAGCAGCUGAGGCAUAAGUUCAGGUUUUAUUCGCACCAGUGGCGGACGUGGGCGGCGUGUUUCAUACAAGCCGCGUGGCGGCGGCAGAAGAAAAGGAAGGCGGCGGCUGAGCUGAAGGCGUCGGAGCAUCCGGCGGAGGCGGAGAGUGAGCAGCCGGCCGGAUUUGAUGAGUAUGUGGCAAGAUUGGCUACAAGUGCUAGAAGGGCCGGGAACAAGCUUUCUGGGUCGGAUUCUGGCGUUGUCAGCUCUUUGCAGAAGCCGGAAGAGCCUGAUUUUUCAGUAGAGGAGGAAUGAAAUUGACAAUGUCCAUGGGAGUGCGAUUUUGUACAUUGUUUUAAUUUUAUAAUAAUAUACAUACAUACAUGCUCUCUCAUGGGUCAUGAGGGCAACGUCUAAACAUAAUUAACAGUUAAAUGAUUAUGAUAGAAGAGAUUUAAAAAUAAA